UUGGUACAAUGAUGGUUAAGGAACGGCAGCUGUGUGUGAUGCUGUUGUUCCGCUGUUUUCUCAUUGCUGUAACGGUCAUGAGUCUGGCAAUUUUUGACUUUGUUGGAUCCUCAUUUUCACAUUUGGGCUCCCUUUUUACAUAUGGGCAGGUGCAAGAGAAUUCUAACUCAACAACGACCAUUGCAACCACCACAACAACAACUACCACAACAACCACCUCCAGCACGACGACAACCACUACUACUACACGUGUCAAAAAAUUUAUAGCAGCCGCUGUCCACUCUCACUUCGAUGACUGCCCAGACUCCCACAGCCACUUCUGUUUUCAUGGCACAUGCCGCUUUCUCAUACUGGAGGAAACACCUGCAUGCGUAUGUCAUCCUGGCUUUGUAGGUAUGCGAUGCGAACAUGCAGAUCUCUUGGCUGUGGUGGCGUCUAACCACAGGCAACAGACCGUGGCCACCAUGCUGGUGUUGUGUGUGGUGGGCAGUGUUCUACUCAUGCUGCUCUGCACUUUACUAAAUUGUUGGUGGAGACGGGGUGGUUGUGGGCGAGGUAACACCAUUUCGUGUUGGUCGGAGAAGCCUAGGAGUAUUUUGACGGGUGGGACAUCCUGCUGUCACUCAGAAACAGAAAAUGUUCCUUAUGCACAAGUGGUUUGACCUGCGUUUUCUGAAGCUCACGCAUGUGCUCUCUUAAAAAUGAGACCACAAAAUCUUCCAUCUUACUCCUGGACUUUGCUAUGACUGCGUUUCUCAGACUGGCACAGCUGGUAAGCGCAGCACAUAUUGAGAGCAUUUCGAUGUGGGCAGUGGGAGAACUCAAUCAAACAUGGAACUUUACAUUCAGACAGACUGUGUCAUUCCAAAAAGGAUAUUUUUGGAACAACAACAACAGCAAUAACAAGAGUUAAAGAUGGAACUCAAAAACUGAGAAACUCUGAAAGAAGAACUCAGAACAAGCAACAUGGAACUCAACUACAGGAUCCAGUGAUGUAGAGACAGGGCCAUUUGGAAUAAGGUACAGAUCGAUGGGCAAAAAAACUGAUCUGAAAGUGAAAACUAUGAGAGAGGUUUUAGAGAAAUCAUUCUUACUAACAGAGCUUAUCUUAAAGCUAUAAAUAUUGUUAUAGAUGUAUAAGACAACACUCUCCCAGUUUUUGUCUUUUAAAAUACUGUUAUUAUAAGAAAAACACUAAUAAUAUGCCAUUGAUGGGAUGUGAAACUCACUAAAAAGUAGUUUAAUAUAUACUUUUUAACAAGGAUAUAAUAUCACAUUAUUUGCUGUUAUCACGUUAAUGGAUAAAGAAUGGGAGAUAACAUUAAAGUCAGUCAGGUAGCAUAGUAAUAUUAAAACUACAACAGACUCUUUUGCCAAUUUAUUUUAGCUUGAUCUCCUUAUAAUGUUGAUUAAAAAAAAUCGUAAACAACUUUUCAUAGAUUAACAGCAAACAUGAGACACUAUAGCUGGCUCUGAGGGACAAAUAAUAUAUUUGACACAUUAUAACACUUUUAAUUUUUUUAUGUUUUUUAAUAAAAAUAUUGGAAAUGUAUGGUGAAAAAAUUCACAAUUUUGACAUGUAACUUGAAGUUAUGCAUAGAUUCACAAAUCUAACACGAUAUUUUCUUCAUGCACAAAAAGUGCUUGUUCCUAUAAUGUGCUAUCAAAGAUUUGUCAACAUCAGUAGGGUAAAUGGUUUGUAAACGGAGCCUCAGUCUGUUCACUAUUUUUAGUCACGGUAUGACGUCACAUAACAUCUGCAUGUUCACAUAUGGUAUGAUUGGAUGCAUGUAUGUCGGAUCACAUAAUUACACAUAUUUCACUGUACACUUGUGUGAUGUACAUUUCAAACACAUUGUGAAUACAGUCACCUUUAGAUCUACACUUUUGUUUUCCAUGAUGGAUGUUUGUGGAAUAACUCACUUGAGGAAUAAAACACUUCACUGUAUCCUAAAGUGCACCAUUAUCAUGUUUAUUGGGGCACGCAUAUGCAUACAGAGGCACAAAUCAUUAUUGAUAUUAUUCAGUUUGAUGCACACUGUCCAUAUUAACUUAUGCUUAUAUUAGAUAUAUGGAAAUUUUUACACUGAAAUAUUUUAAUCCAUAUGUUUAUUUUGUUCUCAUUGUCUUAUCUGUCCCCAAACUUUUGCCAAUCUCAUGUUAUAAAACAAAUGUUGAUUGACCCUUAAGGUCAGAGGGUUUAUAUAUAUCUUUAUUUUGGAAUGUCAAAAUGUGGUGCUGGUACAAAUAUAAAAUGUGCCAUUGUAUGUUUUAUUCAAUCAAAACCCUUCUCGGAAGCUGGCAAAUGACUGAUCUAGUACAAAAAAGAAAAGAAAGAAAAUGAUUUGGUGGGCUUAGAUUUGGCCGUGUUCUGUUAUGAGAUCGUGGAGGCAUUUACUGAAGUCUGAUCACUGUGUGAAGAUUCAUGAAAUAUUUGAUAUAAUGAUCCCAAAAGUCAUCCAAGUGAUAAAUUAAACACUUAGGCUGUUAGCAUGGGCAACAUUUGCGUUAUUGUCUAUGUGAAUGAUUUUGAUCAGCCUGAAAGAACAGAUUCAGGAUGAUUGAUCUAUGUUUAUUUAUUGAUCUGUGUGACUGAUCCUGAUAUGUAACUUAAUUAUAAACAUUUAUUAUAUGAACAAACAAAUGUGAUUGAUUGUAUAAGGACUGCGUAUAAAAUUCACGAAAAAUGAGUGAAUGAGAGUGCAAUGACGGAAAAGAAAAUGCAUGUAAUUGAGUGUUAAACCUCAGAUAUAUCAAAUGUAAUGUUUGUUUGUUUUUGUAACGUAAGCAUUGGAAAUUUCGGACUGAACAGUUUUGUAACAUGCAGUCGUUGCAUAAUUUCCAGAUGUGGAAUUGCAGUCAUCCGUUAUGAUGAUGUCACACUCAUAGACUAACAGAUGAAUUGGCCUUAGACUAAAGAUGAUGCUCAGUGUCGCAUCUCUUGCUUUGUUCCAACUGAAUCCUGUUUAAACCUGGUUAACUGCUUAUUGACUGACAUUUAUGUAUGAUAUACUGUAAACACCAUCCGUCGUUCUCUUUAAAAUACUGUCUUGUUUCAUGUUGGGAAAAAUGCUUUGUAAAUAAUGUGUGGGAAUAUUAUUUUGGUUGUUCUGUAUAUGGAGAAUGAGCUGUUUUCUUGACUAUCACUGAUCAUCAGUCAAGCAUGAAGGUAAGAGUUAGAUGAUUCCAAUAAGACUGUCACAUGCUUGGCUGUAUGACAUUUUGUUGAGUGUUUUGACCUCUUUGUCUAAGUUUGCAUAUUUUUCCAAAUAUCACAAAGUGCGGCAAAUUUUGGACUGGACCUGAUUCUUUCUUACCUAUCGUAAUUUCUCGUUUCAUCAAACUUUUUAUGAAGCACACUUCCUCCUUGCCAAGUUAUAAACCGCUAUGUCCAGAUGUAUCCUCCAUCAUCUGAAUACUUUAAAAGGGUCAAACAAAGAGCCAGAGUGCUCUUUUUGCUGCGGGUAAAGCUUGGCUCCUUUAUUUACUUAUUUGCCGAUUUAUUUAUUUGUUUGUUUGGCUA
Molecule: messenger RNA, 3523 nt
Organism: Sinocyclocheilus rhinocerous
Lineage: Eukaryota; Metazoa; Chordata; Actinopteri; Cypriniformes; Cyprinidae
Product: protransforming growth factor alpha-like
Exons: 8
Coding region: 9-662 (217 amino acids)
Biological process (GO): epidermal growth factor receptor signaling pathway; positive regulation of mitotic nuclear division; positive regulation of cell population proliferation
Molecular function (GO): growth factor activity; epidermal growth factor receptor binding
Source: RefSeq, a predicted model, not a curated record